GUCACCUGACUUAUUGACUAUUUUUAGGAUCCACUGGAUCCAGGUAUUGUUGUUCCAAAACAGAGGGAACAAUCAUGAAUUACUCAUUGACGUUCGAAUUGUUACUCUAUGUGAAUGUCUUCUAUUUUGGGCUGUACUCAUGCUUGGAAUUCGCUCUCAUUGUCUAUAAAGCCUUCAAUUUACCGGCCUACCAAUUCAGUUCCAAGAAUCUCAUCAAUGAUCUCAUUCUACUCACAUUUUUGGUCAUUUUCGAGACCAUUCGAUUGAUUUUGGGACAAAAACAUGAAGCAACGGACUUUGACAAGGACCUGAAUGCGGUGUUCCGCCUCUUGGUCCUCACCGUUCCCAACAUGUAUUUGGUAGCAUUUUUUUCUUUUUGGCAGACCUAUGUGACUCGAUUGGAAUUGGCCUUGGGCGUGAUCAUGCUCAUCUUUCAAGGCAGUCAAAUGGUGGCCUCCUUUUUCGUUUUAGGCCAGAAAUAUUGGCCUCGAAAGUCCAACAAAUCCUAAAAAUCCGAGCAUCAACUCGCCCACUUGCCAAAGAUCCGUCCUUCAUAAUGCUUCUGAUUUUUUGCACAAAAUAUGCCGAAAUAAAGCGCGUAGGUGAUGGAU
This is a messenger RNA of Tigriopus californicus, 611 nucleotides long. RefSeq lists its product as uncharacterized. Gene Ontology annotation, cellular component: ciliary transition zone. Lineage: Eukaryota; Metazoa; Arthropoda; Copepoda; Harpacticoida; Harpacticidae. The coding region runs from base 75 to 509 and encodes 144 amino acids. Gene Ontology annotation, biological process: non-motile cilium assembly. The record is from RefSeq and is a predicted model, not a curated record. The transcript is spliced from 2 exons.